UGCUUUAACUACUGCAACUACUACUACUACUACUACUACUACUACUACUACUACUACUACUACUACUACCGGCAUCAUGGCGGCCCACCAGCUCGUUGCUACCCUCAUCUUCAGACUUAUGUUGCCCCUCGUCUUAAGUAUAUGUGCGGUGUUACGGUUCAGCCUCAUGUCCCUCGCCUACCUGGUCAUGGUGAUGGUGGUGCCGCUGCUGCCCGCCCCGACCUUCUACACCAUGCGAGGACACACUGGUCGAUUCCUGAGGGUGUUGGUCGGUCUCAGCAUCGUCAACUUCCUCCUUCAGUUCACCUUCCAGAUCGUCCUGCUGUCCCUCCCCCCCUACGGCUCCUUCCUGACCCCCUGUGAGUUUCUCGAGACCCUGAUGAGGCACCUGGGCGUGGUGAGGCUGGACCAUGUGAGCGAGGAGGACGGGUCGCGCUGGCUGCUGCCCGAGUGCAUCCUGGUGGUGUUCUCGCCGGGCGUACUCGUGGCCUGCCUCAAGCUCACCACGCACGCCUCGCCGCACCUCCACCUCCCCGCCCACGACCCCGCCGCAGAGACACACAAGAACAUCGGGCUCAGGAUACUCAACGCCGUCGGCACUUACCUGGCGGUGGCCGUGAUCGGGGCGGCAGGCGUGAUGGUUCCCUCCCUCCCUUCUGCUAUCUACUUCCUCGUUUUCGUCGUCACCGCCACCUACUGCAGCCUCAACAACCCCCUGGGACGCCGCUUUGGGUACGUGUGUCGCGGCGUGAUGGUGGUGGCGGGCGUGCACGUGCUGAGUCUGUACGUUUACCAGACGCAGUGGGCGCAAGAGUACCUGCCGCCCGCCUCCCUCGCCGCCAGGCUGCUGGGGAUGACCGCCUUGGUGGGCACGGACUGCACGGACCCUCGCAGCGCGCCGCUCAGCACGGACGAGUGGUCGAGGUUCCUCAACCCGGUGCUGCUCCUCGUCCUGUAUUACGUCCUGUCCUUCGAGUCGCAGUUUCUUCUUUCCAAUAAGGCGGCGCUGCUGUCACCCGUGGGCUCCAGCGUGCGGUACCUCAUCCGGCGAAGCACGAUUCGAAGCCGCUCCAUCAAGUCGGGUCGCUCCUCCGCCUCUGAAGCCUCUCGAUCGCGCCGCACUUCCUUCACCCACCAGUCCCGCCGCCGCCUCCUGCCUGAGUCUCAAGAGGCAGGGGUGGCGGUAGGGGGCAGCAGUCUGGGCUCGGGUCUCGGCUUCGGCCAGGACUCGGACCCUAGCUGGGACGCCCCCCUGCCCUUGUGCCGCAACCCGUCGAUCCGAGACUCUGCCUGCAGCUAUAACACCACCUCAGCCCGCAGCCUCAGGUCCUCCUAUGGCCCCAAUGGCUCCCUUCCCUCCAAACUGUGUCCCAGGUCCUUCCAGAGCGAGGCGAGGAGUGAAAGGAGUGGCUGCCUGCUGUCGCCUCCACUGUCCUCCACCACCCAGCCUGAGGGAAGUGAGGGCACCCGCGUGGAGGGGGACGUGGAAGGCAGCAGCAAUGUGGGUGUUGAUAGUGGAGGAGCAGGAGUGGGAGGAGGAGGAGGGGAGAAGGGGGAGCCUGAGGAAGAGCACCCCCUGCAGAGGCUCAUCUACCCCCUCAUCAGUGUGUUCCAGCUGGUGAUUCGCUCCUCGUACAUCGCCACGAAUAUUGUCAUGAUGGCAUGGAGCAUCACGUACCACAGCUGGCUCACCUUCGUGCUGCUGUUGUGGGCGUGUGUUCUCUGGAUGAUCCCGAACCAGCGUGCCGCCAUGCUCCGCUGCUCCCCCUUCCUUGUCAUCUACGCCGAGCUGCUGUUAUUGAUUCAAUACAUCUACUGCAUGGACCUGACGGAGGAGGAGCUGCCUAGCCAGGUGGAGGCCGUCAACCUCAGUCAGAUUGGCCUUGUCAAGUACCCGACGCUGCCGUGCAAGCCCCUCAUGGUUAAGGUCCUGUACACCACCAUGUUCUGGCUCACGCUGCGGCAGUAUGUGCAGGAGGUGGUUGAGGUCACCAAGCGUGAGAUGUCCUCAGCAGCCGCCCUCCAGCCCUUCACCGUCGCCGUCAGCACCACCUCGUCUGGACAGCCCGUCACCACACUCAUCUCCUCCCAUGAUGAACAGACGUCGUCCCCGGUGAUGCAGCGCGUUGGCCAGUGGCUCCGCGGACUCUUGGUGAAGUUCUGGAUCUGGCUGGUGGCGAUCAUGCUCUUCAUCUUCGGCAUCCAGGGCUCCGAGGUGGUCAUCUUCCGCAUCAUGUACAUGGUCCUGUUCCUCAUCUUCACCAUCACCUUCCAACUGUCAUAUUCUGCUUGGCGCAACUUCCUGUACGGCUUUUGGCUGACGGUCAUCGUGUACCAGAUGGUUGUGUUGGUCCUCACGUACACGUACCAGUUUGACAACUUCCCGCAGUACUGGGAGAACUACACGCGCAUCCCCAUACAGCUGCAGAAGGACAUGGGGUUAGAGGUGUAUGACACAGGCCGCCUCUUCGUCCAACUCAUGACGCCCACGUUCUUCGUCAUCGUCACCAUCAUCCAGGUUCACUACUUCCACAAGGACUUCCUGGAACUCUCGGACAUCGAGCAAAAACCUGACCAACCCCCUGUGAAGGAAGCCCCAAAAGACCCCAAGAAACCCAAGCCUCCAGGACACAGUGCCCCAAACCUCCUGGAGUCCUGCACACUGGAGGAUAUCAGAGUGGCGUUGGAGCACUAUGGUCGGCGUCUCCUGGACUGGCUGCAGGCGGUCUUGGGGUCAGCCUUGGAGCUUGGGUGGCGCUUCCUCGAGAUCCACUUGAUGAAGAUUGUCCUUGGCUCGGUUAUAACGCUGGCCUGCUAUGAUGUGUGUCCCCUCCACUGGGCCUUUGCUAUCCUCGCCUCAGUGGCUGUCCCAUGCCCAGAGAGGAUCCAGACCGCCAUCUGCCGUACCUGUGUUGUCCUGUCGUCCUUCCUGCUCAUUGCACGGAUGAUCUACCAGAUUGACUACAUUGACCCGGAGGAGUGGGCGGCAGAUUGUUCAAUCUUCAACAAUGAGACAGCCAAACCAUAUCCUCUGAACACGACCGCAGACAACGCUGCGUGGACCGGCCUCACCAAGACGGACAACCUGCCUAAGUACCUCAAAGGAUACAUAGGCAUCAUCGUGGUCAUCACGGUGCAGGCCGUGGUGGGCAUCCGGCAGCAGUACCAGCGCAAGGUGACGGGCCUGCCCCCGCCUCCUCUGGGGGUCCUCUUCCCUAAUGUGACUCGUGCUGUGGCGGAUGACGGCAUUGUGGAAUGUCUUAAGUUUUUACUCAAUUAUGGCUUCUACAAAUUUGGUGUGGAGAUCUGCCUCAUGAGUCUGGUGGCGGUGAUUGGGACGCGGCUGGACGUCUACUCGCUGUUCUACGCCGCCUGGCUCUGUUACUUCUACAACCGAGAGCGCCGAGGCAUUGCCAGAGUGUGGAAGGGCUUCGUCAUCUUCAUCACCAUCCUCAUCCCUCUCCAGUACCUCAUGUGUGUCGGUAUUCCGCCCGGCAUAUGCACAGACUACCCGUGGGCUGGCGAGAUGGACCCAGAGCUGAGGGAGUGGCUCUUCUUCCCAGACUUUGUGAAGCCACCCGAGUCGUACAAGAUUGUCACCGACUUCUGCCUCCUUAUCUUCGCGGUGAGUCAGCAGCGCGUCUUUGAGAUAGAGUUUGCUGACGGGGCCGAGUCGUACGAGGGCGGCAGCAACAAGGAAAUCGUGCACGAGGACCAGGCCUCCCUCGUCAACCCCAUCCCAGACUUCGUUACCUAUGCCAGAAGUACAACAGGGAAAAAGAACUACUUGGACAUGGUGAAGGUGGUCAUCUUCUUCACCUCCUACUGGAUCACCCUCGCUGUCAUGUUCCUGGGCGGCACCAACAGAGUGACGCUCUUUGCCAUGGGCUAUGUCAUGGGCGCCUUCACCUUCCUGUGGCAGGGCAAUGAGUUCUACCUGCGGCCGCUGAACAUCAUCCUUCGGCUGUGGAAUCUCUUGCUGGGGUACAAUGUCGGGGUCAUUGUGGUGAAGACGUUCCUGCAGCUGCUGGGUUGUGUCUUCCUGGAGCCACUCGCCAUCCAUACUUGCUGGCUCGUGCAGCUCCUGGGCAUUGCCUGCGUCAAGAAGUUCGGAGACACUUCGGAUGAACAAAUUGUUGAAGCCCUGGCAGACCACUGUGCCGUCCCCAAGUCUGAGGCGGGACUCAUGUGGGAUGGAAUCUGCUUUGGCUUCCUCCUGAUGCAGCGGCGCCUCUUCUGCUCUUUUUACUUCCAACACCUGGUGACUGAGAUGAAGGCACAGACCAAGUUGGCCUCCAGGGGUGCUGAGUUGAUCGCUGAGCUGAUGCAAAAGGAGAUAGCUGAGCAACAGGCAGCCGAGAGGGAGGUGCUAAACAAGAUCAAGGAGAAGAUGGAGCGCAUCAAGGCAUCGCAGCAGCUUGUCCAGAACCAGCAGAUCCGGGAGCCAGCCAGCCAUUACGAGGCCAACACCUCGGAACAGUUUUCCAAUGUCUGUAGUCCCCUUCCCAUGGAGAUGACCUCGUCCCCUCCCCUGCCCCCCCCCGCAGGUGUGGAUGACGUGCACGGCCUGUCGUCCCCCCGCCCCCUGGCCGCCAGUGCCACCCCCGGGGCCCCCACCCCCUCCUCCGCUAAUCUCACCUUCUCCCUGGACGGCUACUUGGAGCCGACGCGCCUCUCCCUCACCACCCCCCACUUCUCCCACCAGCCCAUCACCUCCCCCUCAGAAGAAUCUUUCCCCUUCUUUUCCCCUCCUCCCUACCCUGCCCUGAGGGACCGCCAUGCCCCUACCCGGGCCUCUGCCCCUGCCACCCACGACAUUGGGCCCCCCUGGCUGAGGGAGCACCUGGCCUACCACCGCCCCUCCGUCUCCACAACAUCGCCGGCCAUGUCCCACCACACCUCUAUCCGCUCGGGUGACUACUACAUGUUUGAGGACUAUGGGGAGUAUGAUGGGCUGGAAAUACCCGAGGAACCAACACAAGAGGACACGCAGGGCUUGACAGUGUCCGAGUUGCUGAGUUCUGCGCUGAAGACAGACAUCGUUGAGGCGGCAGAGGAGGCUCGGACCGCGCGCCUCUCGGAGUCUGACGCGACGUCCCGCCGCUCCUCCUACGUGCGGCGGCCGGUCCGACGCACACUGUCUGGCCGCUCACAGGUGUCCAUGGCGUCUCGGACUUCUCGAACCACCUCCAGGAGCGUACGCAUUCACCCUCGGCCUCGCUCCCCCCCCGCUGUGCCCCACUCCCCUCCACCUUUACCGCUCUCCUCUCCCCCACGAAGGUCUCCCCUGGCAUCUGGUCGCCCACCCCCGCCCUCCACCCUGCCACCCUUGCCGCCAAUACCUCAGCUGGACGGCGGCUAUUUGGCGGAUGAUUCCACGGCACAUGAUUAUUCAGAGAUUGAACCUGCUGAGCCACAAGGCCUGGCCCCCAUCCUCCGUAAGAUUGUUCACUGGGCCAAGUUUGGGUGGGAGUUUUUGGAGUCACUGAUGAUCUCAGCGACACAGCUGCUCAACCGCCUCUCCAAAGACUACCGCUAUGUGGCAUGCUGCCUUUCUGAGGAGAAAAAGAGGCUCAAGGAGACAGAAGGCUUCAGGGUCAUGCCCGGGGCGCCGCCACUCCCGCCCCUUGCCACCACAGAAUGGUCAGACGUCCCCCUCAGCCAGAACGGGUACGGUGGUGGGCAGGAGCCUCUUGAGAUACGGGUAGAAAAAGCAAGUGAGGACAAAACAGACGACAGUGUGGACUUGGUGGACAUUGGAGAAACUGCCGAGAAAGACUUCAAGAAGGAGCAGCCGCCUCUCGUCAAGCUCAUCAUUGCUCUCUGGUACGCCAUGCUCUCCCGUUCCGAGUUGGUUUGCUAUAUCAUGAUCUUCGUCAACCAAAUCAAGUCCGCAAGUGUGCUGUCGCUGCCGCUGCCUUUCCUCGUGUUCCUCUGGGGCUCCCUCAGUGUGCCGCGCCCCACCAAGUCCUUCUGGAUCACCGUCAUCGCUUACACUGAGAUUAUUGUGGUGGUGAAGUACUUGUUCCAGUUUGACUUCUUCCCGUGGAACCAAGUGGAGCGCCUCAAUGCCCCCUUCUGGCCGCCGCGCAUCAUUGGCAUCGAGAAGAAGAACAGAUACGCCGUGUACGACUUGGCACUCCUGCUGGUGGUCUUCUUCCACAGGUUCAUGCUGAAGAGCCUCGGGCUGUGGAAGGAGACUUCUGACAUGACCCCCACAGUCACUGCCCGCACCUCCCCCGCCCACACCCCCACCUCCUCCCCAUCCUCCACCCCCCGGGGAGCCAGGAAAGGUGAUGAGUCAACUCUGUCUGCCCCAACCUCCAAGGAGGACGGGGAUGCAUCAACUCUAUCCUACACAAAGGACACUUCGCUGUUGUCUAAAGACACCCACGAGGAGGAGUCCCUCUUUUCUAAGGAUACUAAAGUCAGCAGUUCCCCAACCUCCAAGGAUUUCAAGGACAUUUCCCUCACCUCGACGGGCCACACUCGGGACAGCUCCCUCCCCACCACCCUGCGGGAGGCGUCUCUCACGUGGCAGGAGCAGGAGAGUUCCCUGCUGUUGAAUGCUAACGACGAGUCCUUGCCAUCCCGUGCCUCAGAGCCCCUGCCAGGAUCCUCCCCCUCACACUACCUGCCACUCUCAGAGGGCAGCCAGACACCCCUGGCAGACCCUGACUCUGACGUGGUGUACCGACAGCGAGCAGGGAGUGAAACAGCAGGCUACAGGAGGCCGUGGAUGCCUGGCCAGCAUGCACGGCACUCAUCCUUAGUGUCACAGGUGCCAGGUGGAGCAGAGACAACCAAGCCUCGCACCUCCUCCCUGGUGGUGCGUCCGGAGCACCGGCGCCACCUAUCGGAGGGGUCACGCGUCUCGUUCAGUCAGCGCGCGCCAUCCCUCACCUCCCACUGCACACACAUCUCCCAGCCCUCCCAGUCUGGUGCCUCAGACUCAGUGCAUGUGACCUGUGCUGCCUGUAACCUCCAGGCACUGAGGGACCUUCAGAAGCCUGACUUUGAGGAGGUGAAAGAAAACUUGCAGCAGCUGCCUAGGAUUGCCAGGGGAGGGGCAGAGAAGCAAGUCAGCAAGGUGCGCGGCUUCCUGGAUCGGCUGCUUCACCAGGAGUCACAGGUCUCCGUGGACGUGUACGCCUACAUGUUUUUCUGCGACUUCUUCAACUUUUUCGUUCUUAUUUUUGGAUUUGCAGCUUUUGGGACCCAGCAAGGGGACGGGGGGGUGCGGGCGUACCUGGAGGACAACCGCGUGCCCAUCCCCUUCCUGGUGAUGCUCAUCCUGCAGUUCGGUUUGAUCAUCGUGGACCGAGCGCUGUUCCUCAGGAAGUUCAUCUUGGGCAAACUGAUCUUCCAGGUCACUCUUACAUUUGGGAUUCAUAUCUGGAUGUUUUUCAUUCUACCUGCAGUGACAGAGAGGGAGUUCAAUGCUAAGCGGCCACCACAGAUCUGGUACAUGGUGAAGUGCCUCAACCUCCUCCUCUCAGCGUACCAGAUACGCUGCGGCUACCCGACCAGGAUCCUCGGGAACUUCCUCUGCAAGCAAUACAACUACCUUAACUACUUCUCAUUCAGGCUGUUCAUGACUGUGCCUUUCCUGUUUGAGCUGCGCACGCUGAUGGACUGGAUCUGGACCAACACAAGUAUGAGCAUCAGUGACUGGGUCAAGAUGGAGGACAUCUUCUCUCACAUCUUCAGACUCAAGUGUGAGCGUCGGGCAGAGAUUGAGUACCCACAGGGGCGAGGAGAGAGCAAGCGGAAGAUUAUCAAGUAUGGCAUGGGAGGCUGUGCCCUCUUUGGGGUCAUCGCCUUCAUUUGGUUCCCUCUGGUGCUGUUUGCUCUGAGCAACACGGUGGGACAGCCCAACCCGCCUUACGACGUCACGGUCCAGAUCACUGUGGGAGCCUACCAGCCCAUUUUCCGCAUGACGGCCCAGCAGCAAAGCCUCACGCAGUUCAGCCAGACGGACUGGUACUCCUUCAACUACCAUUACCGCACCGACCGCCAGGCCCAGACAUUCCUCAGCAACUAUGACUUCUCGGACGUGGUGAUGGCAGAGCUAAACGGCAACUCAACGGCCAUCUGGGGCAUAUCCCCGCCAGCACAGCAACGGCUGAUCAUGGAGCUUCAGAGCAACCACACCAUAAAGCUCAAGAUUGACUGGAUGAUAAAACGACCCUCGAAUGGCCCAGACAUAGCCUCCGAGUGCAAGGAUCAGACCGAGGUGAACCUCGAGGCAUACAAAGGUCAAGUGAGGAACCCGAUGAGGGAGCGGUUGGUGCGCAUCCUGGAGGGAGAACUGGAGCAAAACCCCGUCAUGAUCCCCAACCUGUUCCCAAAGUUCCUGAAGGUCACCAACAAGGGCCAGGCAGAAUAUGUGCCUCAGUUGGAAGAUAAAUCAAAGGGGUUCGUGGAUCUGCAGCUGACUCUGCAAAGCGCUGGAUUUGCAGAUUUGGCGUCAAGACAGGAGUGGUGGGAGGUGCAGGAGAACUGUGAGAACCGUUACUUUGACUGGCUGCCGCACCACAAACACUGCCGCUUCCUCACCAUCUACACCUUCAACGACAAGACCUUCCCCAAGGGCCUCAGCUUCAUCUCAGGUGGAGGCAUUGUGGGGAUGUACACCACGCUGGUGCUGGUCGCCGGGAAGAUGCUGCGUGGCUACUUCGCCGGCUCAGCCCUCAAGAUCAUGUUUGACGACUUGCCCAACGUUGACCGAAUAAUGCAGCUGUGCCUCGACAUCUACCUGGUGAGAGAAAGCAAUGAGUUAGAGCUGGAGGAGGACCUGUUUGCCAAGCUAGUCUUCCUCUUCCGCUCCCCCGAGACUCUCAUCAAGUGGACACGACCACCAGAAGAGGAGACCCCCGAGGGAGAGGAAGGAGACCCACAGCUGGAGUAAUCUGCCUUCGUCCUUUAUAUGCAUUCCUAUGGGCCCGUUUCCUUGUUAAGACACUACCUUAUGUGUCCUGAGGGCCCAAAACACGCACAAUAUUUUAGUGAACCCAGCUUCCCACAGCGUUAGGUAGUCCUGUGGAAGCGUUGGGAGGAUACUCAUUAUGUUUGUAUGGUGGAGAGUUUGCCAAUUGGUUGGUUAGGGAGGAGAAGAAUGAGCUGGUGCUUUAUCUGAAUCUCAACUGUGAUGAUGCUGGGUUAUGCCUUACAUGACAUUUCUGGCAAAGGGAUGGGGAGUGAGGAAUAAACAUUGAUGUGAAGCAGAACUUUGUGAUUUGGUGGGUAUGAGAGGUUGAGAGUGACUUGGAGCUUUGUUGGUUGUUGUAGAUUAUAGGAAGAAGGAAAAAUCCUUGUGAAAAUCAGCUUCAAAAGAAAUGUAGAAAGGAAAAAAAACACUGAAGCUUUACCCCCACCAGCGGGGGUAAUCACUUUUUGACUGGUGCGGAGGAUUGGUGCUGCCAUGCUAAGUGUUUUUAUCUCACUCUUGGGCACCACACGCCUGGCAGCUCUGUGGCGAGGGGUUUGACACUCAUCAAGCCCCAGCUUGGCCUUGGCCUGUUCCGAGGUUUGUGAUUAUCCAGUCCUUUUAAAUUUAGAUUUAAGAGAGAAAAAAAAAUAUAGUUCUCAAGUUUCACAUUGUUCAGUCUUUUAAUAUUUAUAUAAGAAAUAGGAAGUAAGUUGGUUGUAAAAAAUUAUUGCAAAGCAUUUUAACAAAAGAUUGUUCUAUUUGGCUUUAGAGAGGGAUACGGCUACACAAGUGACUUAUUAGAUUAUAAAAGGUGGCAAUAUUUAUUUACUAAAAAUUUAAAUAGAAAGUGGAAGGUAAGACGAUAGCAUAGGAAUGUAAUCAGCUUAUCCUAUGGCAGUAGUGUCGCCUGCAUAAACACAGCUUGGUACUACGACUGGGUCUGUUCCUGACUCCAGCGAUGCACCGGUGUAGCGAAGCAAGGCACUCCGGCCCAGACGCCGCGGCCUCAGUAUUACUCCAGGCAUGCUGUGUGUACUUAACAAGUGUAGAUAUUAGGUGUGUCUGAUAUUUCUUUUAAGGUUUUAAAGUGUCAGCAAAGAUGAUUGCUCUUUCAUACUCUGUAUCUUUCCUGUACUAUAUAAAAGUGUAACAACCUGUACACACUGUCUGUGAAAUGCCCAGCAAUUGUUUUUAUGCCUGCAAAGAUUUUCAGGACCUUAAGCUUGGAAUAUGUUGACAUCGGUGUAUACAUUGUGGUGUCAACACAAGAUUACAUUUACGUCUACAUUGGUACAUUAGUGGUAUUAGUAUUUAUAACAAAUAAGAAGCAUUUGUAUAUGAUUAAAUAUCCCCUGACUGAGGAAGCAGGUGAUGGUAGGGUGGAAUGCAGAGUUAUGGUUAUAAAUCUGUAAAUUAUAGACUCCAUGUUGUACAACUGUGUGCCAAGGUCUUGUGCACGUGUAACAAACUUUGGGUCUCUGAGUCUUGCACAUCAACUUAUACAGCAAACUUUUGUUCCUACAUCGUCCCAGUGACCACAGUGUGAAUAUGUGGAAAAGACAAAACUAGUCAUAAAUAACAUAAGCAGUGCUUUGUUGAAGACCUCUCCUUCAGGUCUUUGGGCCAACAGUGUGCUGGUGGGAGGCAAUCUGGCACAAAAAUCACUGAUAUGAGUUCUCAUGUUUCUUUGUGGCCUAAGUUUAUUAUGUAACCUCAUUUCCUCUAAACUGAAACAUUGAAACUACAAUGUUAAUAUAGCCUUCCUCCUUGCUACAUUAUUACUUUCCAUAAACUUGGCUUUAUUACCAAUGAACAACUUACAAGUCUUUAUCUGGCUUAUGGUUUAACAUUCUGAAAAUGGCAAGGCACACAGUGCCUUCAAGAAGAGUAAAACGGUGGAUAAUUCUAGUGAUAAUACACACCGGCAUUACUAUUGGCCUGUCAUGACACGGGUUCCUCCACAAUACUCUCCCCAGUUUUCUUGAAAGCCACACAACUAUUGCUGGCAGCAGGUGACUGGACAGUCUUCAUGUAAAAAGCUCUUAGCUUUAUAUAACCAACAUCACCAUAUGGUGUGGCAACCCUCGGUUGAUCAAAACUGUUUUAGAAGCUUUUCUUUCCUUGGUAAGGCAUGAUAAAUAAAUUAAAGUUUGUCAAGUGGACUUAUAAAUACACCAAGUUUCCAGAUCACACACCACACACAAAUCCAGAGUCCCAUGCCUGGGGUCCCCUGAUGAGGUGCGCCGAGUGAUCCUUCAGGUAUUCAUUGAGGCGGUCACUGAUUACUUAUUUACACGUGCAGUCAGCAGAGAUGAUAAGUGUUGUUGAUUGCUGAAUGCUCAAGUGUUGUCACUCACUAGUCACACUGUUAAGAUAACAGCAUUUCCAUCUGCAUAGUUGUGAGGCCUGAAAAUAGCUAAUUAUUACAGGAAUUUUUCAUGAGUGACAGACUGCUGUCUUGCAGAAAUAUGGAAUGCUUGCAAUUCUUGUGUGAGGAAUAAACACAAUGCAUCACCACUUGUGUUUAGUUGGCACGGUAUUCAAGCAAAAUGGACACUUAGCUGGCCAUUCAUUGAUCUUUGUAACAGUUCCACUAAAAGUGAAAAUCUCUCAUCCUACACUUGACAGAUUUCAUUCCUUAAUUAUUUUUGGUAUGUACAAAGAAUUCCCUUUUAAAUUCACAUUGGCAACACUAACUUUGACCAGUGCACUAAUUUUAUUUUUUGUUACUUGUGUAUAAAUUUGUUAAAUAAAUGUCUAGGCAAUGAGCAAGACACUCAUUGCCCGAAAUA
This is a messenger RNA of Eriocheir sinensis (Chinese mitten crab), 11724 nucleotides long. It is a transcript of the gene Piezo, whose product is annotated as piezo-type mechanosensitive ion channel component-like. Bases 77 to 8911 code for a protein of 2944 amino acids. NCBI's taxonomy places the organism in Eukaryota, Metazoa, Arthropoda, Malacostraca, Decapoda, Varunidae. The record is from RefSeq and is a predicted model, not a curated record. The transcript has 53 exons.